Molecule: messenger RNA, 398 nt
Organism: Paramisgurnus dabryanus
Lineage: Eukaryota; Metazoa; Chordata; Actinopteri; Cypriniformes; Cobitidae
Product: NADH dehydrogenase [ubiquinone] 1 beta subcomplex subunit 1
Cellular component (GO): respiratory chain complex I; mitochondrion
Source: RefSeq, a predicted model, not a curated record
GCUGUUCCUCCCCUGACAUGUUGAUAUUUGGUAUAGUCCAGUGACCCCUUCUGCUAAUGCUGUUGUGCUAAUAGCACAGAGGAAUCCAUUGGAAGGCAUCAUGGUGAACUUUGCUGCAGCGAUUCGUGAACACUGGGUGAAUAUUUUGGUCCCUCUGGGUUUCGUUAUUGGUGUUUAUCUGGACAGAAGGAAUGACCAGAAACUCACAGCAUUCAGAAACAAGAGCGCUUUAUACAGCAGGGAACUGAAACCCGGUGAGCAGUACACGUGGAAGUGAGAUGUACCUGCAGUGAUAUUUAUUGGACCCUUUGGUUGUCUGAAUGUGUAUACUGUCUGUCCAUAUACUGUGUCUGUUUCAAAACAUGUGGGCACAAUAAAUUUUGCAUUUAGUUCUCUUA